UUCUGUUCAAACAACUUCCAAAUCAAUUGGAGACUUCUACAGCCAAAUAGUGCAACAUCAUUCAACAAUCAUUUCCUUUCAGGCAGUCAUUGCUUGAUCAAUUCACCAAUGUUCAGGAUUUCAAAGAGACUAUUGAUAGUUAGUCACAACACUAUCACAGUGUCAGGGCCCUGCAGAAAUACAUUCUCGACACUUGUCAACAGGAAGGCUUGUAGUGUCAGGCCUUUGCAGCGCACAGUCUUCGCAUCAAGUACAUACGCACCCUAUACUAUUUCUGGACAAUACCGAUCUGUUACUUUAGCGGCUUCUCAGGCUCUCCUUCCUGUUCCUGAGACUUCGUACGAUGUAAUUGUUGUUGGAGGCGGACAUGCCGGAUCUGAGGCUUGUGCUGCAGCUGCUAGGACUGGUGCAAAGACAUUGUUACUUACACAGAAGCUAGAUACGAUCGGUGAAAUGUCGUGUAACCCAUCAUUUGGUGGCGUGGGUAAGGGCGUUCUUGUGCGAGAGAUUGAUGCUCUGGAUGGACUCUGCGGUAGGAUCUCCGACUUGGCAGGCGUACAAUUCAGAAUCUUAAAUAGAUCAAAGGGACCAGCUGUACAUGGACCACGUGCACAGAUUGACCGUAAAUUAUACAAGAAGCACAUGCAAAAGACCUUGUACGAAUAUCCAAAUUUGACUAUCAAGGCUGGAUCGGUAUCAGAUAUUGUGCUUGGAGCAGAGAUCUUGCCUCCCACGCCUGGGCAGAAUAACGUUCAAGGAGAAAUCAAAGGCAUUAAGCUUGAGUCUGGCGAGGUGAUCUAUGCACCUAAGAUAGUAAUUACUACAGGAACAUUUUUAAGAGGAGAAAUUCAUAUUGGAUUAGAGACAUAUCCUGCUGGCCGUAUCAAUGAAGAGGCUUCUAUUGGACUAUCUGACUCUCUUGCUCAGGCUGGUUUUGUGCUCUCGCGACUUAAAACUGGAACACCUCCUAGAUUGGAUGGCAAGACAAUUAACUACACUGGGCUGACGCCUCAACAUGGAGAUGUGCAGCCUACGCCUUUCUCGUAUCUCAAUACAGAGGUCGCCAACGCUCACAACCAACUGAUAUGUUAUCAAACCAGCACAAACCCAAAAACACAUGAGAUCAUCCGCAACAACCUUCAUAAAUCGAUUCACAUCCGCGAGACUGUUAAGGGACCUCGCUACUGCCCCUCGAUUGAGUCCAAGAUCAUGAGAUUCGCAACAAAGGAAGCUCAUACAAUCUGGCUGGAGCCUGAAGGUUAUGAUACAGAUGUUGUUUAUCCCAAUGGUAUUUCGAUGACCCUUCCAGAGAAAGAGCAGAUUGAUAUGUUGAGAACAAUCAAAGGACUCGAGAACGUGACGGUGUUGCGUUGUGGAUACGGAGUUGAAUAUGAUUACGUAGAUCCCCGUGAGCUUCAGCGCACCCUGGAAACUCGCCGCAUUCGUGGACUAUACUUGGCGGGACAAAUCAACGGAACGACGGGAUAUGAAGAGGCAGCAGCCCAGGGUAUUUUAGCAGGCAUCAAUGCUGGUUUAGCAUCACAAUCGAAAGCGCCAUUGAUUCUCACGCGUGCGGACGCUUAUAUCGGAGUUCUGGUAGAUGAUUUGAUAACAAAAGGAGUGGAAGAGCCCUACAGAGUAUUCACAUCACGAUCAGAGUACCGUUUGACUUUGCGUGCAGACAAUGCGGACUUGAGAUUGACACGCAAGGGUUAUGAGGCUGGGUGCGUUACAGAAUAUCGCUGGAAAGUAUAUCAGCAGAUGGAGGAUGAGAUGAGUAAGGGAAUGGAGCUUAUGAGUGAAUUCAAGCUGUCUCCUGCCAAAUGGGCAGAAUAUGGGUUCGGCAAGAGUGAUGAUGGCAUCAAGCGAAGUGCGAUCGAGAUACUGGGAUUCCCCAACGUCAAAAUGCAGGACUUUUAUGAAGCGAUUCCUGAGCUCAAGGGAAUUAAUCCGGCGGUACAAAACAAGAUUGCAGUUGAAGGAGCAUAUUCGGUCUACCUGCGUCGUCAAGGUGCAGAAGUCAUGGCCUUUAUGCGUGAUGAAUCAAUGGAGAUUCCUAUAAAUCUCGAUUAUUCUCUCAUCCCUAAUCUGUCAAAUGAGAAUCGCUCUAAGCUUGAGCGCAUCCGUCCUGCUACCUUGGGUGCUGCAAAACGCAUUGAAGGCAUGACACCUACCAGUAUCCUAGAGUUGCUAAAGUGGGUACAGCGGACGAAACGGCCUGCGACCACAAUCACUGGAGAAGCCAUCCGUACAGGUAGCAGGAAGGAUCGUCUGCGUCAGAAAAUGCUGGCGAAAGAGUUUUAAGGAUUUACUUAUUGUCCAAAAGGCGUCGUUUUUGCGCUGUAUUAUACACUCUCCAUUUACAGCCGUAUACAUCUGACUACUUUCUGUAUCAAUUGCGAUUCUCAACAUGUACACUAUAUUUACCACAUCCAUUAUAUACAUUAUAUACAUCAUUUUUUAAUUCAGUAAAUC
Molecule: messenger RNA, 2475 nt
Organism: Lobosporangium transversale
Lineage: Eukaryota; Fungi; Mortierellomycota; Mortierellomycetes; Mortierellales; Mortierellaceae
Product: glucose inhibited division protein A-domain-containing protein
Exons: 6
Coding region: 109-2304 (731 amino acids)
Biological process (GO): tRNA wobble uridine modification; tRNA methylation
Cellular component (GO): cytosol
Molecular function (GO): flavin adenine dinucleotide binding
Source: RefSeq, a predicted model, not a curated record